This is a messenger RNA of Anneissia japonica, 2146 nucleotides long. RefSeq names its product perilipin-2-like. Gene Ontology annotation, cellular component: lipid droplet; cytosol. The transcript has 9 exons. The record is from RefSeq and is a predicted model, not a curated record. NCBI's taxonomy places the organism in Eukaryota, Metazoa, Echinodermata, Crinoidea, Comatulida, Comatulidae. Gene Ontology annotation, biological process: positive regulation of triglyceride storage; lipid storage. Bases 161 to 1519 code for a protein of 452 amino acids.
UCCAGGAAGAAAGUCAAAUAGUAGUCACUACACAGUCAAGCGUAUAUAAACAGCUGACUGCUUCGAGAUUCUCAGUUAUUAUUUGAAUCAGUUUGAAGCAGAAACACUGGUACUAAUUUAAGUCAGUUCUUAAGAAUUCAUUCUCAUUUAGUCCGGCAAGAUGUCAACAGAAGUAAUGCCACAAAUGACCAGCUCGAUGUACUCUCGCGUACUCAGCUACCCAAUGGUGAGCACCGCAGUUGAUCAGGUAGCCAGCAUCUACAAUAUGUCAAAGGAGAAGAGCGGACUCGUUCGCUGUACGUUUGAGGUUGCAGAGAAGUCUGUCGCCUUGGCAGCUGCCACUGCUAAGCCAGUCGUUGAUCGUUGUGAGAAGCCAAUUGCAAUGGUGAAUGGCUAUGCUUGCAAGCAGCUCGACAAGUUGGAAGAGAAGGUUCCAAUCAUUACCGAACCAACAGAUAAGGUUGUGUCAAAGGUUAAGAACGAGACCUGGAAGGUGAUUGACAAUGGCAAAAAAAGCAGCAGCAAUUAUGUCAACUCGUUGAUCGACACUCGUGUCGGUAAUCUGGUAACCAGUGGCGUGGAUACUGCCCUCAUGGUUACAGAGCAUGCUGUUGAUUAUUAUUUGCCAUCAGAUGAUGAGAACAUGGCAAUUGAUCAGGACAGUGAUGAAGCUUCUCGUGACGUGGCUGCACCCCUUCAGCACUGUACAAUUAAGGAGGAGAAUCCCGGUUCAAUCAAGCGUGUAACUACUUUGUCCAGCAAGGUGCACAGACGCCUCUACCAGCGUGCCAUCAAGAGAGUCCGUUACAUCCAGAAGAAAAGUCAAGAAACUAUUGACAAACUUCACUUCACCGUUAAUUUGAUCGAUUAUGCAAAGAAGAACAUUGAUUCGGCCAAUGAGAAUAUCCGUGCUAAUGUCAGGAACACCCAUGAAACUCUGUGGAAGACUUGGAAUGAUUGGACAACAGAUGAGGAGACUGAAAGCAUUCAAGGAGAAGAAACACUGGAAAAUGAAGAGAACCAGGCAGUGGCAGCGGAGAUGAGAACUUUGGCGAUUGCCCGUGUGUUGUCGAAACGUCUGCAAGUCCUCAGUGGUAAUCUAGCAUCCGCAGUUUCUGCUAUGCCCCAGAAUAUCCGCAUGAAGGUUGCAGAAGGUCGGGAUAUGGCCGAGUCGCUGUACCAUACUCUUGAAGAGGUUCAAUAUUUCCGUGACCUUCCGAGCAACGUGUUAUCCUUAGCAAGACAACGUCUGAACUCCUUACAAGAUUUAUCCAUGGAAGUUGGUGACUAUAUCUUAAACUGCAGACCAUUCCAGUGGCUGGUACCCCAACAGGUGAGGACAUGUAAGGAAGAAACAGAGAUCAGCAUGGAUGAUGACAUCCGUGGUUUACCAGCAGAGACGGAGAAAGAGAGUGAUGAAAAAGAAAUUGUAGAGGCUGAUGAUGAUGAGGGUGAGGAUGAAGUGGAUGAAAUUGAUGAUGAGUCCGAAGGGGAUGAAACAAGUGACACGGAAAUAUGACAAUUUGUCAUGAAUGCAUAUUUAGAUGCUGAAAACUACAUGGAUUGCUGUUUGGAAUUGUGUCUGUACCAUGUUUUAGGAAAAAAAUCAACAACCUUAACUCAAGGGGGAGAGGAAACAAGUGUUGUAGUUAGCAUCCCUCAACAACACUGCAUGAAAUUAAGUGCAAAAAUCGGUAUAAGGGUCAGAGAUCAUCACACAGGUGAAUCCUUGCUUCUACAGUAUAAGUUAUGUAGAGGAAUCAACUUUUCCAAUCUAAUUGCCAUAUUUGGAAAGGGUUGAAAUGAGUUUAUUAUUUGUCGAGAAAUUGAUUAGCAGAUAUAAAAAGGAUGAUACUGUAUGAAAGUGAAACCUAUUUGUGAGGAUAUGCCCACUUGUAUCAUGUAAUAAAUAACAUUUAUUUAAAUUUCAUCUCAUCAUAUUUGCGUAUUCAAUCCUCAUUUAACUUAACCACUUUAUUUUGAAAUCGCACUACUUUUUGUACUGGAUUUGAUAACAAAGGUGCAUUGUUUAAAUCUGUAUCUAUGGUGCUCUUGCUAUGGUGUCCUCAUUACUAACUCUUGUUGCCAUGUGAAUGUUGUUAUCUACAUUGUUGAUGAAUAAAUUAUAAACCUUACAGAGAAACCA